CGGUAGAAAAUGAAUGAAUGAAUGAAUGAAUUUGUCAUUUCUAAUAUCCCGCAAUUCAACAAUUCAACACAGAAACAAACAGUAAAUACAGAAUAGAAAUAUUAGCUUCUUACCUGCUUCCGUGUACUUGAGUCCCACCUUUUCUUCCUCAUCUUUGGACUUAGGGGGCGGCCAGACGGCCUGCAGACGUCCUGGAGUGCGGUCCUCGCUGUCUGCAGGGGAAGUGGUCUCUGUCUGCGAUGACGGAACAAACACAACAACCAUGACAUACUGCUGGACAAAGCUAUGGUCGUCUUUUUGUGGUUACAAAGAUAGAUGCUAACAUACGUUAGCUCCGGUGGGAACUUUUGGUUCCUUGCUGGCGGUUUUGGAAGCUCUUUCAAAAAUAGAUCGUAGACUUUCUUUGUCGUUUUUAAUCUUCUUUCUGAGUGCUUCUACAUCCACAGGAUCUGAUUUGUCCUUCCUGAGAGAUUUUGGUCCGAAAAUGUUUUUGAACGUUUCAUAAGCCAUAUCUGAAGUUUUUUUGACUUCUGGAUGCGGGGGUUGAUCUCCUUCAAUCGCUGCAGUUUCAGACUCCUUUUUGUCUGGGUUUGCUUCCCGCCCAUCACCGGGCAUGUCCAGGUUAAGGAGCCGACUGUUUCGCCGACUUUCCGAGAGAGGUUUUGUGUCUGGGUGUUUUUUAACAGUACCAAGCGUCUUCUGCUCUGGUUGAAGCUUGGCUUUGUUCACCGUUUUCUUCAAACUUAGCAACGCCAGAUCAGCAUCUUUCUCCCGCUGCUUGAUCUCUGACACCGUUUCCCUCUCGUCCCCCAGCGCUCCUUUCUUCAGAACCCGUAGACCACUGAAGAGGGCUGGCAUCUGAAAUGAAGAUGUGUCUCUGGACUGGGAUACCGGUGACGGUUUGUCUUCUGUCGCCCCAGCCAAGCCAACCAAGCCAGCCAGCAUCAGUACCAACAUCCCUUCCGCACGCCCUCCUCCUUCCUCCGCCUCCUCCUCCUCCCGGGGCCACCGGUGAAGGAGGCUUGUGCCGUGGGCUUUGGCUGGCAGUCUAGCCCGCUGCAUGGCUGUGGAUUAGCUGUAUGCUCACAUCGACAAGGGAUAGGAGCCAGCGCCUGAGUGCGCUUUAUUUGCAGCCAUGGCUGAAGGCGGAGAAGGAGAGGAUGAGAUCCAGUUCCUCAGAACUGCAUCCGAGACGCCCAUAGCACAGCCUUUAGGCAUGAACCAUGAUGAUGAAGUGGUGCUUCAGUGUGUGGCCUGCAUCCAGAAGGAGAAUCGAAAGUUCUGCCUGGCUGCUGAGGGGCUGGGGAACCGUUUGUGUUACCUGGAGCCCACAUCAGAGGCAAAGUAUGUUCCUCCAGACCUGUGCAUCUGUACCUUUGUGCUGGAACAGUCCCUGUCGGUUCGGGCCCUGCAGGAGAUGCUGGCUAAAAGCGGACAGAACAGUGAAGGGACACGCGGCCCGGAUCGAUGGAGGCUCAUAAGGAAGGCAGCGCAGAGUGGCGGCCAUAAGACUCUACUCUACGGACAUGCUAUCCUGCUUCGGCACUCGUUCAGUUCCAUGUACCUGGCCUGCUUGAAAACGUCAAGGUCACAGACUGAUAAGCUAUCAUUUGACGUCGGCCUGCAGGAGGACUCAACAGGUGAGGCUUGUUGGUGGACAAUCCACCCGGCUUCCAAACAGAGAUCGGAAGGAGAGAAGGUACGCAUUGGUGAUGACCUCAUCCUCGUCAGCGUGUCCUCCGAGCGCUAUCUCCACUUAUCAAUCUCCAACGGCAACAUCCAGGUGGACGCCUCUUUCAUGCAGACACUGUGGAACGUCCACCCAAUCUGCUCUGGCAGCAACAUCGAGGAAGGCUACCUAUUGGGCGGCCAUGUGAUGCGACUGUUUCAUGGGCAUGAUGAGGUGGUGACCAUUCCGGGGUCAGACCAGAGUGAAGAGCAGCAGAGGAUCGUCAACUACGAGACAGGUAAAGCUGGUGCCAAGGCCAGAUCUUUGUGGAGGCUGGAGCCACUCCGGAUCAGUUGGAGCGGCAGCCACAUCCGCUGGGGUCAGCCCUUCCGAUUGCGCCACCUGACCACCGGCCACUACCUAGCAAUGACCGAGGACCAUGGCUUGGUGCUGCAGGACCGUGACAGGUCGGACACAAUAGCGACUGCCUUCUGCUUCAGAGCUUCUAAGGAGAAGCUGGAGCAGAGCCCCAAGCGUGACAUUGAGGGGAUGGGAGUAGCGGAGAUUAAAUAUGGGGACUCGCUCUGCUUCAUCAUGCACGUGGCCACGAGUCUGUGGCUGUCUUACCAGGCACCUGAUGUCAAAUCUGCCCGCCUGGGUCCUCUCAAGAGACGAGCGUGUCUUCAUUCUGAAGGUCACAUGGAUGACGGCUUGACCCUGCAGCGCUGUCAACAUGAAGAAUCCCGAGCGGCGCGCAUCAUCCGCAACACCACGCUCCUCUUUAACCGAUUCAUCAGAGAUCUGGAUUGUCUGGGUGCGAAGAACAAGGCACUUGUGGCUUUGCCCGUCGAGGAGGUGCUCCAAACCCUCAAUGACCUCAUCACGUAUUUCCAGCUCCCUGAUGCCGAGUUGGAGCACGAAGAGAGGCAAAUCAAGCUACGCUCGCUGAAAAAUAGGCAAAAUCUUUUCAAACAGGAAGGUAUGCUAACACUGGUGUCCAACUGCAUAGACCGUCUGAACGUCUACAACAGUGUCGCCCACUUUGGGGAGUGUGCCGGUUCAGAGGCCGGAGCAGCGUGGAAAGACAUUCUCAACUUGCUCUAUGAGCUUUUGGCCGCCUUAAUCAGAGGAAACAGAAACAACUGCACCCAGUUCUCCAACAGCUUGGAUUGGUUGGUUAGCAAGCUGGAGAGAUUGGAGUCUUCUUCAGGCAUUCUGGAAGUUCUGCAUUGCAUUCUGAUUGAGAGCCCAGAGGCGCUCAACAUGAUCCAGAGGGGACACAUUAAGUCCAUCAUAUCGCUGCUGUAUAAACACGGACGUAACCACAAGAUCCUUGAUGUGCUUUGCUCACUGUGUGUGUGCAAUGGCGUUGCCGUACGAACCAAUCAAAACCUCAUUUGUGAUCACUUGCUGCCCAAGAGAGACCUGCUACUGCAAACCCAGCUGGUCAAUGACGUCCAAAGCAUGAGACCGAACAUCUUUCUCGGUGUGAGCGACGGCUCGGCUCAGUAUAAGAAAUGGUACUACGAGCUUAUGAUCGACCAGGUGGACCACUUUGUGACCAGUGAGCCUUCCCAUCUGCGAGUAGGCUGGGCCAACACUAAGGGCUAUGCACCCUAUCCCGGAGGAGGCGAGGGCUGGGGGGGCAACGGCGUGGGAGAUGACCUCUAUUCCUACGGUUUUGAUGGACUCCACCUGUGGUCAGGUCGCAUCCCGCGGGCAGUUGCGUCCCUCAACCAGCACAUCCUAACCUCAGAGGAUGUGGUGAGUUGUUGCCUCGACCUCGGAGCCCCCAGCAUCUCCUUCCGCAUCAACGGACAGCCCGUUCAGGGCAUGUUUGAAAACUUCAACACAGAUGGACUCUUCUUCCCCGUCGUCAGCUUCUCUGCAGGCGUCAAGGUUCGUUUCCUGUUGGGCGGUCGACACGGCGACUUUAAAUUUCUGCCUCCAUCAAGUUAUGCCCCCUGUUACGAGGCUCUGCUACCCAAAGAGAAGAUGAGGGUGGAGCCAGUGAAGGAGUACAAGAGAGAUGUGGAUGGGGUCCGAGAUCUGCUGGGGACCACCCUCAUCUCGUCGCAGGCUUCCUUCAUUCCUACGCCUGUGGAAACCAGCCAGAUUGUCAUGCCACCACAUUUGGAGAAGGUGCGGGACAAACUGGCGGAGAACAUCCAUGAACUGUGGGGCAUGAAUAAGAUCGAACUUGGCUGGUCCUACGGCAAGAUCAGGGAUGAUAAUAAGCGGCAGCAUCCGUGUCUGGUGGAUUUCUCGAAGCUGCCCGAGACUGAGAAGAACUACAACCUACAGAUGUCGACAGAAACUCUGAAAACCCUGCUGGCUCUGGGCUGUCGAGUUGUUCAAGUCAAUCCAAACGCUGACGAAUCACUCAAGAAGAUCAAACUCCCAAAGAACUUCAUGAUGUCCAGUGGUUAUAAACCAUCCCCUCUAGACCUUUCUGAGAUGAAACUGACUCCAGGUCAGGAGUUGCUGGUGGAUAAAUUGGCAGAAAAUGCCCACAAUGUUUGGGCCAAAGACCGCAUCAAGCAGGGAUGGACGUACGGCAUUCAGCAGGAUCUGAAAAGUAAGCGGAACCCCCGUCUGGUCCCCUACGCCAUGCUGGAUGAACGUACCAAGAAGUCUAAUCGUGACAGUCUACGGGAGGCCAUACGGACUUUGAUUGGUUAUGGUUACAAUGUAGAGCCAUCUGAUCAAGAAGGAGGACAAGUGGUUGAACGGCUCAGCAUCGAUAAAAUCCGCUUCUUCCGAGUGGAGCGAACAUAUGCGGUGAAGACGGGCAAAUGGUACUUUGAAUUCGAGGCGGUGACAGGAGGAGACAUGAGAGUUGGCUGGGCCAGACCUGGAUGCAAGCCAGACGUGGAGCUGGGCACAGAUGACCUCGCCUUCGUCUUUGAUGGCUACAGGGGCCACUGUCUGAACAUGGGCAGCCGUUUGUUCGGACGCUGCUGGCACAGUGGAGAUGUGGUGGGCUGCAUGAUUAACAUGGAGGACAAAUCCAUGAUCUUCACCCUCAAUGGAGAGAUACUUAUUACCACCAAAGGCUCUGAACUUUGCUUCACCGACUUUGAAACUGAGGAUGGGUUCAUUCCGGUAUGCAGUCUGGGCUUGGCUCAGGUGGGUCGUAUGAAUCUUGGCAAAGACGCCAGCACCUUCAAGUACUACACCAUGUGUGGCCUCCAGGAGGGGUUUGAACCCUUCGCUGUCAACAUGAACCGAGAGCUCACCAUGUGGUUCAGCAAACGUCUGCCAACGUUUGUCAAUGUGCCAAAGGACCACAAUCACAUCACGGUCACCAGGAUUGACGGGACCAUUGACAGCCCCCCGUGUCUCAAAGUAACACACAAGACAUUUGGUACCCAGAACAGCAAUGCGGAUAUGGUGUUUUGUCGUCUCAGUAUGCCUGUGGAGUUCCAAUCCUUCUUCAAGACCAGUCCUGUUGUAGACAUGAAUGGAGUUCAUGAUGAUGAGACCCUGAAGGUCAAACACAGAUAUCCACUGCGAUCUGUUCGACACAGCGAUGAAAGUAGACGAGUGGACUACAGCAGCAUCACAACGUACUACCACUCUGUGAGAGUCUUUGCUGGUCAGGAACCCGCAUGUGUGUGGGUGGGUUGGGUGACUCCCGACUACCAUUACUAUAGCAACAACUUUUCCCUCAAUAAGACCAGAACUGUGACUGUCACCCUGGGGGAUGAGCGAGGACGGGUCCAUGAGAGUGUGAGGAGGAGUAACUGCUACAUGGUGUGGGGAGGCGACGUGACCAACGCCACUCAUGGCUCAAGCCGCAGCAAUGUGGACCUGGAAAUUGGCUGUCUCAUAGACCUGGCCACUGGUCUGGUGACAUUCACUGUCAACGGCAAGGAAGUAGCCACGUCCUAUCAGGUGGAACCAAACACCAAGCUUUUCCCUGCUGUGUUUGUGCGACCCACCAGCCCGAACCUCUUCCAGUUUGAACUUGCCAAGAUAAAGAACGCCAUGCCGCUGUCGUCAGCCAUCUUUAAGAGCGAACAUAAGAACCCGGUGCCUCAGUGUCCCCCUCGAUUGGACGUUCAAACCAUCAAUGCGGUGCUGUGGAGCCGCAUGCCAAACACUUUCCUGAAGGUGGAAAUGGCCCGGGCCAGUGAGAGACACGGAUGGUCGGUACACUGUGUGGAGCCGCUUCAGAUGAUGGCAGUUCACAUACCUGAGGAGAACAGGUGUGUUGACAUCAUGGAAUUGUCCGAGCAGGAGGACAUGAGGAAGUUCCACUAUCACACCUUGAAGCUCUACUGCGCCCUCUGCGCUCUGGGUAACACCCGUGUGGCCCACGCCCUCUGCAGCCACCUGGAUCAAUCUCAACUGUUAUACACCAUCGACAACCAGUACCUGUCGGGAAUGCUACGGGAAGGUUUUUACAAUCUCCUCAUCAGCAUCCAUUUGGAAACAGCUAAGGAGGCUCGACUCAUGAUGAAAGAUGAAUUCAUCAUCCCGGUCACGGCAGAGACACGCUCCAUCCGGCUCUUCUCUGACUCUUCCAAAAAACACUUACCACCAGGGGUGGGGCUCAGCACGUCGCUGAAACCCCGCCUCAACUUUGCUCCGCCUUGUUUCAUCAACACCAAACGGGAACAUUAUCUCUACAGUCCACAGAUUCCACUGGACGCAUUAAAAGCAAAAGCGAUAUCGAUGUUGACGGAGGCUGUCCAAGGAGGCGGGCACUACAUCCGUGAUCCUGUCGGAGGAGGUGUCGAGUACCAGUUUGUGCCAAUCCUGAAGCUCAUCAGCACAUUGCUGACCAUGGGUAUACUCUGCAGUGAGGACGUUCACAAGAUCUUACUGCUUAUUGACCCGAAUGUAUUUACCCGGACACACAAGGAAGAAACCAUUUGUACCACCAACAAAGAAGGACUAACGGGGGCCGAGGAGAAGGCAGUGGAAGCCGGAGAGGAAGAAGCCAAAGAAGCUAAACAGCUGAUGAAAGGGCUUCUGGAGAAGAGACUGCCUGAACCUGUGAAACGACAGAUGUGCGAGCUGCUGCACUAUUUCUGCGACUGUGAGCUGAAGCACCGCAUCGAAGCCAUCGUGUCCUUUUCGGACAACUUUGUCUCCAAGUUGCAGUACAACCAAAAGUUCCGCUACAACGAGUUAAUGCUUGCGCUAAAUAUGUCCGCCGCGGUUACUGCCAAGAAGACCAAGGAGUUCCGAUCACCUCCCCAAGAACAGAUUAACAUGCUGCUGACCUUCAGCACCGGUGACGACUGUCCUUGUCCAUCAGAUAUCCAGGAGGAGCUUUUUGAUUUUCACAACCAGCUGCAGCUUCACUGCGGAAUCCCCAUGGAGGAAGAUGAGGAUGACCAGGAUACGUCUAUUAAAGGCCGCCUUCUAACCCUGGUGAAUAAAAUCAAAGGACAAGCUCAUAAAACAGAGCAACCGGCCAAGAAGGAACAAGCUGCACCAUCUAACCUGAAGGAGUUGAUCUCACAGACCAUGGUCAGCUGGGCCCAGGAGUGUCACAUCCAAGACCCAGAACUGGUUCGGAAGAUGUUCAGCCUUCUGAGGAGGCAAUAUGACAGCAUUGGUGAGCUGCUCAGGGCCAUGAGGAAGACUUACACCAUCAGUGCCGCCUCAGUCCAGGACACCAUCAAGCUGCUGGCUUCUUUGGGUCAGAUCAGAUCGCUGCUUUCUGUUCGGAUGGGGAAAGAAGAGGAGAAGCUCAUGAUUGAUGGGCUUAGUGACAUCAUGAACAAUAAGGUGUUCUAUCAGCAUCCCAAUCUAAUGAGAAUACUGGGCAUGCAUGAGACAGUCAUGGAGGUCAUGGUGAAUGUGCUUGGAAGUGACAAAUCCCAGGAAAUUGCCUUCCCCAAGAUGGUCGCCAGCUGUUGUCGCUUCCUGUGCUACUUUUGCCGGAUCAGUCGCCAGAAUCAGAAAGCCAUGUUUGACCACCUGAGUUACCUGCUAGCGAAUAGCAGCGUCGGCCUUGCUUCACCAGCCAUGAGGGGCUCCACUCCUCUCGAUGUGGCCGCUUCUUCUGUCAUGGACAACAACGGUCUGGCUCUGGCCCUGGAAGAACCUGAUCUAGACAAGGUAGUCACGUACUUGGCGGGCUGCGGUCUCCAGAGUUGUCCGAUGCUUCUGGCGAAAGGUUAUCCAGAUAUCGGCUGGAACCCCAUUGAGGGAGAACGUUACCUUUCCUUCUUGCGGUUUGCUGUUUUUGUUAAUGGUGAGAGUGUGGAGGAGAACUCCAGUGUUGUGGUCAAGCUUCUCAUCCGUCGCCCCGAGUGUUUCGGGCCCGCCCUGAGAGGAGAGGGAGGGAACGGCCUUCUGGCUGCUAUGAAAGAAGCCAUCAAGAUCUCUGAAACCCCGGCUUUGGACCUGCCUGGCUCUGUCCAGGGAGUCAGCUCUGACGUAUCUGCUGAUGGUGACGAUGAAGAGGAGGUGGUCCACAUGGGAAAUGCCAUCAUGUCCUUCUACUCUGCACUCAUUGACCUGCUGGGACGUUGUGCCCCGGAGAUGCAUCUCAUCAACAAAGGGAAAGGUGAAGCCCUUCGUAUUCGAGCCAUUUUACGUUCUUUGGUGCCCAUGGAGGACCUGGUGGGAAUCAUCAGCAUACCACUUAAAACACCCAUCAUUAAUAAAGAUGGCUCUGUGACAGAACCAGACAUGUCAGCCAGCUUUUGUCCGGACCACAAAGCCCCAAUGGUGCUGUUCCUGGACCGAGUGUACGGUAUUGAGGACCAAAGCUUUUUGCUUCACCUGCUUGAAGUUGGCUUCCUUCCUGACCUGAGGGCAGCAAACUCUCUCGAUACGGAGGGUCUGUGCACCACCGAGACGGCAUUGGCCAUGAACCGUUACAUCGGCUCAGCCAUGCUCCCCCUCCUUACUCGCUGCGCGCCCCUCUUCGCCGGCACCGAGCACCACGCCACGCUCAUCGAUUCCACCCUGCACACCAUCUACCGCCUCUCCAAGGGCCGCUCCCUCACCAAAGCCCAGAGAGACGCCAUUGAGGAGUGCCUGCUGGCUGUCUGCAAGCACCUUCGCCCUUCUAUGCUGCAGCAGCUUCUGCACCGCCUCGUCUUUGACGUGCCCUUGCUGACUGAAUACUGCAAGAUGCCUCUCAGGCUGCUGACCAACCAUUAUGAGCAGAACUGGAAGUACUACUGUCUGCCAUCCGGCUGGGGUAGCUACGGCACGGCUUCGGAGGAUGAACUGCAGCUCACCAAGAAGAUCUUCUGGGGAGUGUUUGACUCGCUCUCCCAGAGGAAAUAUGACCCAGAGCUGUUCAAGAUGGCAAUGCCGUGUCUGAGCGCCAUAGCCGGAGCGUUGCCGCCCGACUACGUGGAUGGGUCUAUUAGUAGUACCAUGGAGAAGCCUCUUUCUGUAGAUACUCAUGGCAACUUUGACCCCAAACCGAUCACCACUUUUAACAUUGCUCUCCCAGAGAAGCUUGAGCACUUUGUCAACAAGUAUGCUGAACAUUCCCAUGAGAAAUGGUCAGCAGAGAAGGUGUUGCUUGGGUGGAAAUAUGGAGACUGUGUGGACGAGAAGGCCAGGACUCACCCACAGCUCAGGACAUACAAAGCCCUGACAGAGAAGGAGAAAGAGAUUUACAGAUGGCCAAUCAGGGAGUCAUUGAAGAGCAUGCUGGCAAUGGGCUGGAGUGUUGAUCGGGCCAGAGAUGGAGAGUGCACAUCUCAGCACCGGGAGAAUGAAAAGAUGCGAAAGAUCUCUCAGGCCUCACAAGCCAAUGGUUUUCAUCCCAGCCCGGUAGACACAAGCAAUGUGGUUCUAUCCCGAGAGCUGCAGGGAAUGGUGGAGGUGGUGGCUGAAAAUUACCAUAACAUCUGGGCCAAAAGGAAAAAGAGUGACCUGGGAUAUAGAGGUGGAGGCACGCACCCUUUGCUGGUGCCCUAUGAAACACUGACAGCCAAAGAGAAGGCUCGCGAUCGAGAGAAGGCCCAGGAGCUCUUCCGCUUCCUUCAAAUCAGCGGCUACAGCAUCACAAGAGGUCUGAAGGACCUGGAGCAGGACUCGUCGUCCAUGGAGAAAAGGUUCGCUUACAGGUUCCUCAAGAAGCUACUCAAGUAUGUUGACUCCGCCCAGGAGUUCAUCGCUCAUCUAGAGGCCAUGGCUGCCAGUGGAAAAACGGACAGGUCACCUCAUGAGCAAGAAAUCAAGUUUUUUGCCAAAGUUCUUCUUCCACUCAUUGACCAAUACUUCAAGAAUCAUUCUCUCUACUUCCUGUCGUCACCUAAUAAGAACCUGAGCAGCAGCGGCUACGCUUCCAAUAAGGAAAAGGAAAUGGUCACCAGCUUGUUUUGUAAACUGGCAGCUCUUGUAAGACAUAGGAUUUCUCUCUUUGGGAGCGAUUCUACCACGAUGGUGAGCUGUCUGCACAUCCUGGCACACACCCUGGAUACCAGGACGGUGAUGAAAUCGGGCUCGGAAUCAGUGAGGGUGGGGCUGAGGACGUUCUUUGAGAACGCCGCUGAGGACUUGGAGAAAACGUUCGAGAACCUCAAACUGGGGAAGUUCACUCACUCACGUUCGCAGAUGAAAGGCGUGUCGCAGAACAUCAACUACACUACGGUGGCGCUACUCCCCAUCCUGACCGCUCUGUUCGAGCACAUCACGCAACACCACUUUGGAGUGGACCUGCUGUUGGAUGAUGUCCAAGUGUCUUGCUAUCGGAUCCUGACCAGCCUCUAUGCUCUGGGGACCGGGAAGAACAUCUACGUAGAAAGACAGCUGCCAGCUCUGGGUCAGUGUCUGGCCACCUUGGCGGGGGCCAUGCCUGUGGCUUUCUUGGAACCCAUGCUGAACAUGUACAACCCAUGCUCUGUUUUUAACACUAAAAGCGGCCGUGAACGAGCUAUGCUCGGAAUUCCAGAAUCAGUUGAGAAAAUGUGUCCCGGUAUGCCCCGACUUGACGGGCUGGUGAAAGACAUCAACGACAUGGCCGAAUCUGGAGCGCGGUACACAGAGAUGCCCCAUGUGAUCGAAGUGGUCCUGCCCAUGCUUUGCAACUACCUGUCCUACUGGUGGGAAAGGGGGCCCGAGAACCAGGCGGCCAGCAGCAGCAGCAGUAGUGUGUGCUGCACCACCGUCACGUCACACCACCUCAGCCUCAUUCUGGGCAACAUCCUGAAAAUCCUCAACAACAACCUGGGCAUCGAUGAGGCCUCGUGGAUGAAGAGGAUUGCAGUGUACGUGCAGCCCAUCAUCAGUAAAGCCCGCACUGACCUGUUAAAGAGUCACUUCCUGCCAACGCUGGAGAAGUUGAAGAAGAAGACGGUGAAGGUGGUGUCUGAGGAGGAGCUGUUGAAGGCUGACAGCAAGGGAGACACCCAAGAGGCCGAGCUGCUGAUCCUGGAUGAGUUCGCUGUGCUCUGCAGGGACCUUUACGCCUUUUACCCCAUGCUCAUUCGCUACGUGGACAACAACAGAUCCAGAUGGCUGAAAGAACCAGACCCAGACUCUAAUCAGCUCUUCAAAAUGGUUGCUGAGAUUUUUAUCCUGUGGUGCAAAUCACAUAAUUUCAAACGAGAGGAGCAGAACUUUGUGGUCCAGAAUGAAAUCAACAAUCUUUCCUUCCUGACUGGAGACAAUAAAACUAAGAUGUCAAAGUCUGGGGGACAGGACCAGGAGAGGAAACAUAAGAAAAGGCGGGGUGAGUUCUAUUCCAUCCAGACAUCACUAAUCGUGGCCGCUCUGAAGAAGAUGCUUCCAAUCGGCCUGAACAUGUGCACCCCGGGAGACCAGGAACUCAUCUCCUUGGCCAAGACACGCUACUUGAUGAGAGACACGGAUGAUGAGGUCAAAGAUCACAUUCGGCAAAACCUUCACCUCAGAGAAAAGUCUGAAGACCCUGCCGUGAGGUGGCAGAUAAACCUUUACAAGGAUAUCAUAAUACGUGGCGAGGGACCUCCUGAUCCUGAGAAGGUGGUGGACCGGAUCCAGAGAAUCUCCGCUGCUGUCUUCAACCUGGAGCUGGUGGAGCAGCCAUUGAGAUCCAAGAAAUGUGUCUGGCAGAAGUUGCUGUCCAAGCAGAGGAAAAGAGCCGUCGUUGCUUGUUUCCGAAUGGCUCCACUCUAUAAUCUACCGAGGCAUCGCUCUAUUAACCUCUUCCUCCUGGCCUAUCAGAGAAUAUGGAUAGAAACAGAGGAGUACUCUUUUGAAGAGAAGCUAGUACAGGAUCUUGCAAAAACACAGCCCAAAGUUGAAGACGAGGAAGAGGAGGACAUCCGGAAACAGCCGGAUCCUCUUCACCAACUCAUUCUGCAUUUCAGCCACAAUGCUUUGACCGAGUGCAGUUCUUUGGAAGAAGAUCCUUUAUAUAUUGCAUAUGCCGAUAUGAUGGCAAAGAGUUGUGCAGAAGGUGAAGAGGAGAACGACGAGGAAGAAAAAGACAAAACCUUUGAGGAAAAGGAAAUGGAGAAACAAAAGAUGUUGUACCAGCAGGCUCGACUGCACGACCGCGGGGCUGCAGAAAUGGUGCUCCAGAUGAUUGGUGCUAGUAAAGGUCGACUGGUUGCUAUGGUGACCUUUACCCUGAAGCUGGGCAUCUCUAUUCUCAAUGGGGGAAACAUUCUGGUCCAGCAGAAAAUGUUGGACUACCUUAAAGAGAAGAGGGAUGUCGGCUUCUUCAAAAGCUUAUCUGGACUAAUGAUGUCUUGCAGUGUCCUGGACCUGAAUGCAUUUGAGAGGCAAAACAAAGCAGAAGGUCUAGGGAUGGUUACUGAAGAAGGAUCGAUCAACGUGAGUGAGCGGGGUUCCAAAGUGCUGCAGAAUGACGAGUUCACAAAGGAUCUUUUUAGGUUUCUACAGCUUCUGUGUGAGGGACACAACAACGAUUUUCAGAACUUUUUGAGGACACAGACGGGUAACACAACAACAGUCAACAUCAUCAUUAGUACUGUAGACUACUUGCUCAGACUUCAGGAAUCCAUCAGUGAUUUUUAUUGGUACUACUCUGGAAAAGAUAUUAUCGAUGAGGCUGGGCAGAGGAAUUUCUCCAAGGCGCUUGCAGUCGCUAAGCAGGUCUUCAACUCGUUAACAGAGUAUAUACAGGGUCCGUGUAUAGGAAACCAACAGAGCCUGGCUCACAGCAGACUGUGGGAUGCAGUUGUGGGCUUCCUGCAUGUUUUUGCCAACAUGCAGAUGAAGUUAUCCCAGGACUCCAGUCAGAUAGAAUUGUUAAAGGAGCUACUGGACCUGCAGAAGGACAUGAUCGUCAUGAUGCUGUCUCUUCUAGAAGGAAAUGUUGUCAAUGGGACAAUUGGAAAACAAAUGGUGGACACCUUGGUGGAAUCAUCUAGCAAUGUAGAGAUGAUCCUCAAGUUUUUCGACAUGUUCCUCAAGCUGAAGGAUCUAACCACCUCGGACAGCUUCAAGGUCUAUGAUCCCGAGAGCAAAGGUUUCAUAUCAAAGAAGGAUUUCCAGAAGUCCAUGGAGAACCAGAAGCAGUAUUCCCAGUCUGAGAUCGAGUUUCUUCUGUCCUGUGCCGAGGCGGACGAGAACGAUAUGUUCAACUAUGUACAGUUUGUGGAGAGAUUUCACGAACCCGCCAAGGACAUUGGCUUCAAUGUGGCCGUCCUCCUAACCAACCUCUCGGAACACAUGCCGCACGAUGGCCGCCUCUCCACGUUCCUGGACCUGGCCGAGAGUGUCCUCAGCUACUUUGAACCCUAUUUGGGUCGUAUUGAGAUCAUGGGCGGAGCCAAGCGCAUCGAGCGAGUAUACUUUGACAUCAGCGAAUCAAGUCGGACCCAGUGGGAGAAGCCGCAGGUUAAGGAGUCGAAGCGACAGUUCAUCUUUGAUGUCGUCAAUGAAGGUGGAGAGAGCGAGAAGAUGGAACUCUUUGUGAACUUCUGCGAGGACACCAUCUUUGAGAUGCAGCUAGCAUCUCAGAUUUCAGAACCGGAUCCGGUGGAACGUCAGGAAGAAGAUGAUGAAGAUGACGGUCAGAGUGUGGGGGAGAACCAGGAGGAGGAAGAAGAGGAGAGUGUUACGUUAGAGUCUUCAUCGGCCUUUACCAUCGCUUGCAUCUCCAUGAGAAAAAACAUCUGCCACUUCCGCCAGCUUCUCACUCUCAAGAGCAUGAGACGACAGUACAGAAAAUUCAGGAAGAUGAGCGUGAAGGAGACUGUGCACAGCUUCUUUGCUUUCUUCUGGGUGAUCAUCACUGGCGUCUUCCAGUUUGUUUACAGCCUGAUUUGGGGUUUCUUUCAUAUUUUAUGGACCACCAUGUUUGGGGGCGGCCUUGUUGAAGGGGCUAAGAAUAUGAAGGUGACGGAUAUUCUGGGGAACAUGCCGGAUCCCACCCAAUUCGGGAUCCACGGGGAUGUGCUGGAGACAGAGAAGAUGGAGGCCAGCGAGGCAUCGGCAUUGACUGAGAUGGGUCACAUGGCUCAGGGGGAAGAGGCGGAGGCGGAUCUGAUGGCCGAGCUGCUCAACAUUCAGCCUAAGAAGGAAGGAAAGCACGGUGCGGAGCCCGGAUUGGGGGACGUAUCUGAGGUGGUGGUCGGCGAUGCUCCGUCCAUAGCCAGUGCUGUCAGGCAGAAGAAGGCCCAGAUGGCUGCAAAGAAGAGAGCUUCAAAUGGAGACUACAAAUCCGACUCCGAAAAAGCAGACUCUGAAGAUGGUGAGAAGAAGGACCACGACAAGGCCAAAGAUGAAGCCCCUCCUGAGCUCUCAUUGGAGGAGAAGAAAGCCCCUAAAAAGAGACUCGGCCUGAAGAAAGAUCCACCGGAGGCCUUCACAGCGAGUUUUUUUGCUGGCUUGGAAAUCUACCAGACUAAGAUGCUGAACUACCUGGCUAGGAACUUCUACAACCUGCGAUUUUUGGCUCUCUUUGUUGCAUUUGCAAUCAACUUCAUUCUUCUUUUCUACAAAGUGACUGGCGAUAACACGGAUGAUGACGAUCCUUGGAAUGGUCGAGGGAGAACUGGACAAGAGGAAGAAGAGGAAGAAGGCUCUCUGGAAUAUUUUAUCCUGCAAGAGAGCACAGGUUAUAUGGCACCGACUCUUCGCUGUCUGGCAAUACUGCACACUAUUAUAUCCUUUUUGUGUGUGGUGGGAUACUACUACCUGAAGGUUCCGCUGGUGGUGUUCAAGCGUGAGAAGGAGAUAGCCAGGAAAUUGGAGUUUGCGGGCCUCUACAUCACAGAGCAGCCGUCAGACGAUGACAUUAAAGGACAGUGGGACCGACUGGUCAUUAACACGCCGUCCUUCCCCAACAACUACUGGGAUAAAUUUGUCAAACGAAAAGUGAUCAAGAAAUAUGGUGAUCUGUAUGGAGCUGAGAGGAUAGCAGAGCUGCUGGGUUUGGAUAAAAGUGCUCUUGAUUUUAAUCCUACAGAGGAAGCCGUCACCAAGGAAGCCUCAUUGGUGUCUUGGUUGAGCUCAAUUGAUACAAUGUAUCAUAUUUGGAAAUUGGGCGUGGUUUUUACCGAUAAUUCGUUCCUCUACCUGGUAUGGUACACCACCAUGUCCAUUCUGGGUCACUACAACAACUUCUUCUUUGCCGCUCAUCUAUUGGACAUCGCUAUGGGAUUCAAGACGCUUCGCACCAUAUUGUCCUCUGUCACACAUAACGGCAAACAGCUGGUGCUAACGGUGGGCCUGCUGGCCGUCGUGGUCUAUCUCUACACUGUGGUGGCCUUCAACUUCUUCAGGAAGUUCUACAACAAGAGUGCAGAUGACGACGAGCCAGACAUGAAAUGUGACGACAUGAUGACAUGCUACUUAUUCCACAUGUACGUUGGCGUGAGAGCAGGCGGGGGCAUUGGGGAUGAGAUCGAAGACCCGGCUGGUGACCCCUAUGAGCUCUACCGCAUCCUUUUUGACAUUACCUUCUUCUUCUUUGUCAUCGUUAUCCUCCUGGCCAUCAUCCAGGGUUUGAUCAUUGAUGCUUUUGGAGAGCUGAGGGACCAGCAGGAACAAGUCAAAGAGGACAUGGAGACAAAAUGUUUCAUUUGUGGGAUCGGAAACGACUACUUUGACACAACGCCUCACGGUUUUGAGACUCACACUUUGCAAGAGCACAAUUUGGCCAACUACCUGUUUUUCCUGAUGUACCUCAUCAACAAGGACGAGACUGAGCACACUGGACAGGAAUCGUACGUGUGGAAGAUGUACCAGGAGCGCUGCUGGGAUUUCUUCCCAGCUGGAGACUGCUUCCGCAAACAGUACGAAGAUCAGCUGGGAUAGUGCAGAUCCAUCCUCCAUGCCUCGGUCCGGGGGGGAGGGCCACUGCACUGAUCUCCGCCCUGUCGGCCCCACCAACAACACUGAGACGGCCUCAGGAGAGAAGAUACAAAUGACCUUCUUAUCCAGCAAGGACGAGAGCUGCCCUCCAUGGCCUCGCGGUUUCAGCCUCUAAUUCACAUUUUCAGGUUUGUUUGUUGUUGUUUUUUUUUGCCGGGGGUGGGGGGCUUUGACAGACAGCAUUGCCUUUUACUGUGCAUAACCCCCCCAUCAUUGCACAAUGUUGUGUUUGUCUUUCUGAGAAACACUGGUGUUUUAACGAGACAGUGAAAUUAUGCACAAGAAUCCACCGUAGUGAUUUUCAGAAUGUUGAGACUUAAAUAAUGCCAAAAGAAAAGUGCAAGUGGAUUCAAUUCGUGCAUUUUUCAUGUCAUCUUGCAAGUGAAGAUGCAGCCGGUUGUAUUAUGUAAAAUAAAAACAAGAUGUAUUUAUUUUUCAGGAAGUGCCUUAUAGUACCGAGUCUACAUUACAAAGAAGCUAUGCAAAACCCUGUGCUGUUUUUCUUAACGUAUGUAAGUAGACCUUUUUUUUUUUUUUUUUUAUUUAACAUAGAAAAAAUUAAUUUCUUUUGUCGAAUGCAUACAUGCCAAUGUUACUUGUUAUAAAUGACUUUGAACAGCAAAAAAACGGAAUUGCUAUUGUAUGGCUGUUUGUAUGUAGUAGCUUUGCAGAUUUGUGCAUUUCUUUUCAUGGAAUAAAAAUAAAGAAAA
Molecule: messenger RNA, 16638 nt
Organism: Doryrhamphus excisus (bluestripe pipefish)
Lineage: Eukaryota; Metazoa; Chordata; Actinopteri; Syngnathiformes; Syngnathidae
Source: RefSeq, a predicted model, not a curated record